GCUCAACAUAAGGGUAUUGAGUUCCAGUUAUUUAGGGAUUUUUGGCAGCCUCCAUAUGACCUAUAACAACCCGGACUGUACCCGCUCGGCCAUGGGCCACAUGAAACAUGAAUAUUUGUUUUUACAUGACUCUUACAUAAAGAUCUACUGACCGCCAGUUGAACCCAGGCCAUCCGGUCAGAGUUCAACACUGUUAUCAGGACUGGCCGGCCCCCUUAAUUUAUAACACCGGACAGCGAGAGGUUGUAUAACACUCAGUAGCCGGGAGAGAGAGAGACAGAGAGGGACAGCUCACACAUCUUCAACUUGGGGAACUUCUCUGGAGAUACAAGAAUCAUGGCGGACCAAACGAGGUACUUCGUGUGCGUGCUCCUCCUGACGUCAUGCUGUUGCAUGCUGGGAAGGUCCCGCGCAGAGGAUGUUGGGGAGGCGACCCUGGUGUAUCAGUGGACAAAGUUGGACUAUGACUGGCCAAGCGACGAGAUUCGACAGAAUGCCAUAGCUAACGGGUACGUACCGGAGGACAUCAUCCCCACAGGUAUCAAGGUUCACGACCAGGUGGUGUACCUGACCACGCCCCGCUGGCGGGCUGGUGUACCGGCCUCUCUCAGUUCCGUGGUGGAGACGGCGGACGGGCGGACUGUGCUGCGACCCUUCCCGAGCUGGGAAAUGAACCAGCUCGGCAACUGCUCCGCUCUCCAGUCGGUCCAGAGUAUGGAAGUCGACCCACUGGGACGCAUGUGGAUUGCUGACGUCGGCGGAACCUGUGCACCGAAACUCAUCAUCUACGACAUUAAGACCGACGACGUCAUCAGGAAGUACACGUUUCCCGAUGACGUGGCCAACACGAACACCACGUACCUGAACGACAUCGUGAUUGACACCUCGGCAGACGAUCCGGAGGACUGGUUCGCGUACAUCUCCAACUCACGCAGUCCUGGCGGGAUCGUGGUGUAUGACUACAGGCGGGACUCCUCGCAUAAAGUUUUCCACCCCAGUAUGAGCGUGGAACCGGACGCGACUCUCAUGACGAUAAAUGGGCGGAACUACACCUUUGACGUGGCGAAUGAUGGGAUAGCUCUGUCACAACUGGGAGACAACAUGAAGGUGUACUACUGUGCGCUGAGCGCCUAUAACCUGUACUCCGUCCCGACCAGCGUCAUCAAACAACCCGUGGUGACCGACAUCAGCAGUAGUGUGACUCCUGAAGGGCGUAAGAUUUCCCAGAGCGACGGUCUCGCCGUGUCCCAAGAAGGGAACCUGUACUUCGCGGCCUUACACCUCAACGCCGUGUACGGGUGGGACACGUCAUCAGGAGAUGUGUCCUCGGCACAAGAGCUCGUUUCUGAUGACGUCACCAUGCAGUGGGCAGACACCUUAGCUUUUGAUGACGCGGGUUACCUGUGGUUCCUCGCCAACAGGCUGCACAUGUGGCGCGUGAACGAGUUAACCUUCACGGGUUCAGAGCAAAACUUCCUGGUGUGGAAGGUGUAUGUGGGAGAGAAGUCGUACAUGCACAAAAGUGGCGCGAAGUCCGUGAGGGCUGGCUGGCUGAUGUGUGUAGUGGCAGUAGUGUGUGCCGCCAUUCGUGAAAUUUAAAGAAUUUCAUCUCAUGAGGCCUCCUCUUACUUAAAGUAAAGAAAAAUUGCUGUUGCAGACUAUUACUACAUGUACUGUAUUACAAACUACACCCCAUUUGGUACGAUACUUAAAUGCAUUGUUGUCAUGCCCAACUCUCAUAUCUGCUUACAUACUAGGUCAAUUUCUUUAUACUUCAUUUCCAGACCAAAUUGUCCAUACAUAAUUACUAUAUUGUACGUCACAUACUGCCAUCGAUAAUAUUUUGUACUCAUGACUGUAGAAAAGAUUAGCCUUGCAGCAUUCAUUAAU
Messenger RNA from Branchiostoma belcheri (Belcher's lancelet), 1890 nucleotides. Its product is annotated as major royal jelly protein 1-like. Lineage: Eukaryota; Metazoa; Chordata; Leptocardii; Amphioxiformes; Branchiostomatidae. The transcript is spliced from 8 exons. The record is from RefSeq and is a predicted model, not a curated record. Bases 337 to 1599 code for a protein of 420 amino acids.